Messenger RNA from Arabidopsis lyrata subsp. lyrata, 638 nucleotides. RefSeq names its product late embryogenesis abundant protein 1. NCBI's taxonomy places the organism in Eukaryota, Viridiplantae, Streptophyta, Magnoliopsida, Brassicales, Brassicaceae. Bases 89 to 418 code for a protein of 109 amino acids. The transcript is spliced from 3 exons. The record is from RefSeq and is a predicted model, not a curated record.
AGUAUCAAACCAAUUCAAUCAAUCAAAGCUAAAAGAACUUACUCUCACAAACUUCAAAUCCUCCUCUAUCCCUUUUGAAUCAUUAAUCAUGUCGCAACAACAAUUCAACGCUGGCCAGAACAGAGGCCAAGCUCAAGAGAAAGCUGAGCAAUGGACCGAGUCCGCGAAGCAAACCGCACAGUCCGCACGUGAUAAGACUGCUGAUUUGACACAAUCAGCACGUGACAAGGCUGCAGAUUUGACACAAUCAGCUCGUGACAAGUCCGCUGAUGGAUCUCAUUCCGCUAACAAAUCUGCACAACAUAACCAGGAACAAGCUGCUGGUUUAUUUGGCCAGACCGGUGAAUCAGUUAAAAACAUGGCUCAAGGUGCUCUUGAUGGUGUGAAGAACAGUCUUGGCAUGAACGAGAAGAAAUGAGAAUAUGAAUACUCAUAUUUCUCACCUAUUUUAUUUAAAAUAUAUAUGAAUAAUUUCUUGUUUUUUGAAAUUUUGGGUUUCUCCAAAUUAUGUUUGUAAUAAGAUUAUUUGUUUUGAAAGAUUUUGUGAUCAUGUGAUCCGAAAUCUGAGAUGUAAUAAGAUGUUGUAACAUCACAGCUUUCAAUUUUCUAUUUUCAGGGAAUGAAUCAAAUUAGCAACA